AUGCGGGGAGGGGGGGCCGAGGCGGGGCUCCUCGGGAAGGAGGGGCUCACCAGUGCGCAACCCUUGCCUGUCCCCUGCCCGUCCCCUGCCCACAGCACCAGCACCAGCACCAGUACCAGUACCAGCACCGGCACCAUGGUGGUACCGCCGCUGCUGCGCGCCGUCAUCAUGGGGCCGCCGGGUUCCGGGAAAGGCACCGUCUCUGCUCGGAUUAUCAAACACUUCGGCAUGAAGCACCUCUCCAGCGGCGACCUGCUGAGGGACAACAUGCAGAGGAAGACAGAAGUUGGAAUCCUUGCCAAGGCCUACAUUGAUCAAGGGCAGCUUAUUCCAGAUGAUAUCAUGACACAACUCAUGCUGAGCGAGCUAAAAGGUCUAGACCGGUACAACUGGCUCCUGGAUGGUUUCCCCAGAACAGUUGCUCAGGCAGAAGCCCUGGAUAAAGAAUGCCAAAUAGACACUGUGAUUGACCUAGAUGUACCAUUUGAGACCAUAAAAUGUCGUUUAACAGCGCGCUGGAUCCACCCUGCUAGUGGCAGAGUCUACAAUCUUGAAUUCAGUCCUCCCAAAGUGCAGGGCAUUGAUGAUAUUACUGGAGAGCCACUUGUUCAGCGUGAUGACGAUAAGCCCGAGACAGUUACCAAGAGGCUGCAGGCUUAUGAGGCGCAGACGAAACCUGUUCUAGAAUAUUACCGGAAAAAAGGGUUAUUGAAAUCCUUCUCUGGAACAGAAACCAAUAAAAUCUGGCCACGGAUCUAUGCUUUCCUCCAAACAAAGCUGCCAGAUGUGAGCCAGAAAGAUGCUGCCACUCCCAGGUGAAAAGAAGUCUAACUUCCCCUUACCUCUCUUAGCUCACUCUUGAUUAUGUGACAGUAAUCAAGGAUUGCUCUAAGUAGUUUUAUCAGACUGAUAAAUAAUUAAAGUCUAAUGUUGUCCUUAAACUUACAUUAUUGUAAAAUGUCUCUUGUUCUCACUUUAAAGCUGUAUUUUUUUAUAUUAAAUAUGCCUAAUUUUUUAAUGUAGUAAGUGACUUCAA
This is a messenger RNA of Calypte anna (Anna's hummingbird), 1036 nucleotides long. It is a transcript of the gene AK3, whose product is annotated as adenylate kinase 3. The record is from RefSeq and is a predicted model, not a curated record. Bases 1 to 819 code for a protein of 272 amino acids. Gene Ontology annotation, cellular component: cytoplasm; mitochondrion. The transcript is spliced from 6 exons. Gene Ontology annotation, biological process: nucleobase-containing compound metabolic process. NCBI's taxonomy places the organism in Eukaryota, Metazoa, Chordata, Aves, Apodiformes, Trochilidae. Gene Ontology annotation, molecular function: AMP kinase activity; ATP binding.